AUGAACAAGAUCAAAACACAACUAGAGGAAAACAUAUUUUGGCAAGUGGGACAGGGUCAAAUUUCCUUCUGGUUUGACAAUUGGACCAGGGAAGGAGCAUUAUAUAGAUUACUCCCAGAUGAUGUAAAACCAAACAACAGUAUGCUCAAUGAAGUUUAUGUGAAUGGAAGAUGGCAAUGGAACAAGGCAGGUCUUAGAGUUCCUUGGGAAGUGAAACUGGCUAUUCAACAUAUUACAAUCAACUUCACCCCUUCUAAGAAAGAUUAUGCUAUCAGGGCACCAAACACAAAAGGAACUUUCACCAUAUCCUCAACCUGGAAUUUACUAAGGAAAAGAGCUGUCGGGGACUGGCAUGACAGAAGAAUAUGCCACAAGAAUGUUUCACUAAAGACCAACUUUCACUUCUGGAGAAUGCUCAAGGACAGGCUGUCAAUUGAUAAUAAAAUAGGCAGAUUCAAAAUUCAUGGCCCUUCCAUUUGUUGUUGCUGUUCUAACCACAAAAUAGAAAUUGUGGAACAUCUCUUUGGUCAGAGUAAAGUGGCACAAGAUUUAUGGGCUAAGGUCUGUCAUCCUUUAGGCAUCAAAGUGCAAGACACACCACUUAGACAGAUUCUGGUAAACUGCUGGAAUUCACAAGCUAGGAAUACUGGCCAGGGGGAUUCUUCCCCAGAUGAUUUGUUGGGAGAUUUGGAAGUCAAAAGCCAGUUCCCUCUCAUAGAUACUGAAUCAGAUUGGCUUUCAUUUUGCAGUAAGUUGUCCAAGAAUUAUGCUAAGAAAAUUAUCAAAAUCACCAAAUGGUAUCCCCCACCCCCCAAUAUUAUCAAGCUAAAUAGUGAUGGUAGCUGUGAAGGUGAUGAGUGUGGGGGAGGAGGACUUAUUAGAGAUGACAAGGGCAGGCUAAGCUUUGCUUACAGCAUCAACCUUGGUAAGGGUACAAACAACUGGGCUGAGGCUAAGGCUCUACAAUAUGGAGUGGAUUGGUGUAUGAACAAAGGCUGGUAUAACAUAGUAAUAGAAGUGGACUCUCUACUACUGGUUCGAGCUAUUCAAGGGAAGACCAAAGUCCCAUGGAACAUUCCACAAAUUGUCAAAUGGAUACAAGGACUGCUGGAACUACAUCAAAUUCAAAUAAGACAUUGCUUUAGAGAGGCCAAUCAGGCAGCAGAUAAGCUAGCUCAGAUCAGUCACUCCCAUAUCCAUGCAAUAGUUUACAAUGAAUAUCAGGCUCUUCCAAGACAAGUAAGAGGCAUAAUAAACAUGGAUAGAUGGGGAUUACCUAGUAUUAGAGCCAGACCACAAAGAAAUAAAUUGUAUAACUUUGAUCCUCCUUGA
Molecule: messenger RNA, 1332 nt
Organism: Lycium barbarum (goji berry)
Lineage: Eukaryota; Viridiplantae; Streptophyta; Magnoliopsida; Solanales; Solanaceae
Exons: 2
Coding region: 1-1332 (443 amino acids)
Molecular function (GO): nucleic acid binding; RNA-DNA hybrid ribonuclease activity
Source: RefSeq, a predicted model, not a curated record